ACUUCUUGGGAGACUGUAGGGGGGAAGAAGAAGAAUUUUGGAAAAGAAAGUUCAGAAAACAAAGAGAAUAGAGAGAAGAAAAGCGAGAGAGAAGCAAAUCGUGGACGUGGUAACAACAGCCGGAAAGGAAGAGGAAGCAACCGUGGCAGAGAAUUUAGAGGGGAAGAGAAUGGAAUUGAGUGUAAUCAAGAGGACAGAACUUCUGACCGGGGCAAGCGAGCCCGUGUUCGAGUUAGAGGGGAAGAGAAUGGAAUUGAGUGUAAUCAAGAGGACAGAACUUCUGACCGGGGCAAGCGAGCCCGUGUUCGAGGAUUUGGACGAGGAAGAGGAAGAGGGGUAGGACGGUUCUCAGGCCAGAGCAUGGGGACGUUUAAUCCUGCAGACUAUUCAGAUUCCACAUCUACAGAUGGGUGUAGGACAAAAGCAGUUUGGGAAGCUGCUCAGAAUGGUGCAAAUGAAGAAUCGCAACUGGCAACACAUGCUCACAAUGUAGCCCAGGAUCUGUCGAACAAAGGUUCUUAUGGACUGAAAGGUGCCUGGAAAAAUUCUGUAGAGGAGUGGACAGCAGAAGACUGGACUGAGGAUCUUUCUGAAACAAAAGUCUUUACUGCCUCAUCUGUUCCAGCAGAGAAUGAUGUCAUACCUAGGCACAGCAUUGACCUGGUAUCCUUGCUCCAGAAGCCUGUUCCUCCAGGUCAAGUGUCAGAGGUCAGCUCCUUAGAAACCUCCCAGCAGCAGAGCUUCAGCCAAGCCCUUGUCUUCACGAAUUCUCAGCACAGCAGUCAGAUGGCACCAGGGCCUGGCGGCUCCCCUGCUGCCAACACCUACUCUCCUCAGCACCUGUCAUCUGUGCUUGGCUCAGGAUUUGGAGAGCUUACACCAUCAAAACUGACGAAUAUCACCAGCUCCCAGGUUUUGGACAUGAAAGUUCCAAGUUUGGGCCAGUUUACCACUACCCAGAGUUCACAGCAGAAUAGUGCAAGUUCCUCAACAGCUCCUACUUCUUGGGACCUCAAGCCCUCAGCGUCCCAGCCCUCAGUCCCCAGUCACUUGGAUUUCAAGUCUCAGCCUGAGCCGUCCCCUGUUCUUAGCCAGCUGAGCCAGCGACAGCAGCACCAGAUGCCAGCAGCCUGUGCUCCUCCUCCUGGCUUGGAGUCCUUUCCUUCCCAGGCAGAACACCAAGUACCAGCACCUGGAGACAGUGCUUCCACUGUGCACAAACUUUUGCAGCUUCCUAACAUGGCUGUGGAAAACAGUGCUGUAUCUGCCCACCAGCCACAACCCAAACACAUCAAACCCCCGAAACGGCGGAUACCUCCGGCUUCGAAGAUUCCAGCUUCUGCAGUGGAAAUGCCUGGUUCAGCAGAUGUUACAGGAUUAAAUGUUCAGUUUGGGGCCCUGGAAUUUGGAUCAGAAUCCUCUCUGUCUGAGUUUGGAUCGGUUCCAGGCAGUGAACAUAGUAAUCAGAUUCCCAUCAGCUUGUAUUCGAAGUCUUUAAGUGAUCCUUUGAGCAACUCUCUACCAGUGACCAGUGCCGUGCAGAGCUCCACCUGCACGGCUUCGGCCAUUACCUCCUCCAGUCUGAGCAGCUCAUCGCUGAGCUCCACCAGCCCUGUGACAGCAUCGUCCUCCUACGACCAGAGCGCUGUGCACAGCAGGCUCGCACACCAGAGCUCUGUGAGCGCCCCGGAGCCGGCUCCAGGAACCGUCACAAAUGGACAUGGUGGUCGAAGUCAGCAGACACUAGAUGCUGCUUCAUCCGUUCCGGCUCCCAGGACGACAGACCCUCCCUCCACCCUCCCGUCUGUGGGCUCCCUGCCCAGUACCACCUCUUGCGCUGCUGCUUUGCCCUCCUUGUCCCAGCCGGGUGACCUGUCCAGCAUCCCCCUCUCUGAGCUUAGCAGUUCACUCCCCAGCCACCAGAGCAGCCUCUCCUCUGCGCACGCGGCCGUCUCCUCGAGCACGCCACACACACACGCCAAGGCAGAGAGCCCCCCGUCCGUGCAGUCCUCGGCCGCCUUCUCCGCGGCGGCCCCGUCCUCCAGUGCCCCUUCCUCGGCCGUCAGCCCGCCUGGCAGCGUGAGCACUGGCGGCCUCGGCCUGGGCGGGCCCGCCGUGAGCACGCCCGGCAGCACUGGCCGCGCCGCACCCUUGGCGACCACAGGCAAAGCACCCCCAAACCUGCCUCAAGGGGUACCGCCCCUGCUGCACAACCAGUACCUCGUGGGCCCCGGAGGACUGCUUCCUGCCUACCCGAUCUAUGGCUACGAGGAGCUGCAGAUGCUGCAGUCACGGCUGCCCAUGGAUUACUACGGGAUCCCCUUUGCUGCACCCCCAGCCCUUGCCAGCCGAGACGGCAGCCUGCCUAAUAACCCGUAUUCAGGCGAUGUCACCAAGUUCGGCCGGGGCGACUCUGCAUCUCCCGCUCCGCCCACCACGCUAGCGCAGCCGCAGCAGAGCCAGUCCCAGGCGCACCCCACCGCCCAGCAGCCCUUUCUGAACCCUGCACUGCCGCCUGGCUACAGCUACACUGGCCUUCCCUACUACACUGGCGUCCCCAGUGCCUUCCAGUACGGGCCCGCCAUGUUUGUCCCUCCAGCCUCAGCCAAACAGCACGGCGUGAGCCUCAGCACCGCCGCCACCCCCUUUCAGCAGGCCAGUGGCUAUGGCCAGCCGGGCUACAGCACAGGUUACGACGACCUCGCCCAGGGGACAGCAGCAGGUGACUACACCAAGGCUGGCUGCGCAGGAUCCCCGCAGGCACCAAGCAAGUCUGCUGGUUCUGGGCCUGGCAAAGGAGCGUCCGUGUCUUCAGGUGCCACUGGCCUGCCUGAUAUGACUGCUUCUGUCUACAGCAAGACGCAGGCUUUUGACAAGCAGGGAUUUCACGCAGGAACCCCUCCGCCUUUCAGCCUGCCCUCGGCCUUGGGCUCCACUGGCCCCUUGGCCCCCGGAGCAGCCCCUGGCUACGCGCCCGCGCCGUUUCUGCACAUCCUGCCCGCCCACCAGCAGCCCCAUUCGCAGCUGCUCCAGCACCACCUUCCGCAGGACGCCCAGAGCGGCUCGGGACAGUGCAGCCAGCCCAGUUCCCUGCAGCCCAAGUCUCAAGCCACCAAACCCACCUAUGGCAGCUCUCCAUACUGGACAAACUAGGCCACUGAGGGCAGGGCUUGCCCUGGGAAGGCAAGAAGGCGGGGAGCACGUUUCUGGGAGCCCAGGGCCCCUCCCUGGGUUCUGGAAGCUCUGCGGGGAGCCUUCCUCCCAGCCGCGCUGUUGUAUGUAAUGUAAUGUAAUGUAAUGUAUGUACGUAUGUAUGUAUGUAUGUAUGUAUUGUAAAUGUGGUAGGAGCCUAGGGCCGCGAGUGGCCGCCAAGUCUGCUCUCCCGAUCCAGACAGAAGCCACAUCUCUGCCCUUGUUGUCCCCGUGGCCGCCAGGUGGUUUGGGCUUUGGGGUCAGUUCUCAGUGAAGAACCCCAGCUUAUCUCCGCCCCUGCAAACCAUUACUGGGGUUUCUCUCCCUCGUGCCUGCUUGGUACACGUUUCUGAGAAACGGGCCCUUCGUCACCUGCCAUGGUUCCCCUUCCACCAAAUCUUGGUCUGAGAACAGAGACGAUCGCCUGCCCAGCAGGCUUCUGGCUCACUCUGUCCUCGAGCCAGGGCUUUUGCAUCUGGUCCUGUGUCGGGGACCGCCGUCCUUCAGCCGACCUCUUAAAACAGUCCGAUCUAGGUCUCAGAAGAAAUACGCCAGUCAGCUCCCCUUCAGAAAUCAAAGAUCUGCCUCCAUUUCAGUGCAAGCCCAUCUCCCAGCCAAGGAGCCUCUAUUCCAGUUGUCCUGAACUGGGUGGGCAACUGUUCAGGGGUUUCUCUUGCCCCAACUCCACCUAAUAAAAGUUCUGAGAGCAA
Molecule: messenger RNA, 3902 nt
Organism: Chinchilla lanigera (long-tailed chinchilla)
Lineage: Eukaryota; Metazoa; Chordata; Mammalia; Rodentia; Chinchillidae
Gene: Ubap2
Product: ubiquitin associated protein 2
Cellular component (GO): nucleus; cytoplasm
Source: RefSeq, a predicted model, not a curated record